AAGAGGAAAAGGGGGGUGGGUGUGGACUUGGGAUUCCAUUGAAUUGAAGAUAAUUUGGGAGCAGCUGCAGAAAUUGGAAGCAAGAGUGCAAGGAUCCAGGAAGCGAUAGGAGUUGGACUGGAAGCAUCAUGUCUGCCUCACAGCUGUUUUUUCUCCUGUGUUGUCUUCCCUUGGCAAAUUGCCUGCUGUGUUAUACCUGUCUAUUCCCCGCCGUUUCUCCUCUGGACUGCCUGAAGUUUCCACAGGAGUGUCCGGCCGGACAGCGCUGCCUAUCGAGUGUCGCCACGGGCAGGCGAGGCGCCCUUCAAGUGACCAUGUACGAGAAGAGCUGCGCCGUUCCCUCCCAGUGCGGUCUGAGCGGACAGAAAUACGCCAGCGGCCUCUAUUUCAACUACACCAACGUUUGCUGCAACACGGACCUGUGCAACGGGGCAGCCGGGGCCCUCUGGCGGGGCGGAGCCGCACUCUGCCUGCUGCCUGCACUCGCCCUCCUGCUGGCCUGAGACGACACCCGCGGCCACGGAGAACGUUGUCACCCAGGGAUGAAAAUGACUGUAACAAUAUGAAUGCAGGCAACCCACACAAUGACCUAAACCUUAGCAAUGUAGCUCUCCAGAUCGAGCAUAUUAAUUUAACAUUUUCGACAACAACUGACAAAGUCAUCGUCACAUUGUCACAUUUCUCCCGUCCAAAGGCAAAACCUAGUAACUCACUUCUAGCUGAUUUUGAGAAAACAAAGUAAAACCAAUCUAUCUUGAUGCUGUCUUACAAAGUCAUCAAACGUAUAGAUGUUUUCUUGAGCUUUCAUUUUUUUUGCCGAUUGAGCCAAGGAUUGAAUCUGCUCUCAUGAACGUGUGCCCUUUCUCCAGAUAUUUUAUCACAGUCUCGAGUGGGCCCCAUUCUGCGUUUGCACAUUGGGCAAGAGCCGUGUACAGCGUCCAGUUUUUAUUUUGACCUCCACAGUUAUCUGCCCAAAAGAGUAUGCAAGGGGAAGAAUCAAGAACAAUACAUUUAAUGAAGGUGCUUGCACCGUCCUGGGCCAAUCUUCCAAAUAUCCCCUUGUGCCAUAAUAUCACAAUCAGGUUGACUGUCGGCCCCCAUUCGUGCAAAUGUCUCAUUAAAGACAAUAAGGCGACUGACAAAGAAGCUCCGAUUGGUCCCUUGAGAUACUAGGUUUUUCUGUUUUAUCUACGCGGUUAAGUGGUAGUUGCUAGGUCCUGCCAUGCGCGUAACAGCUUACUUACGGAACAAAUUACAAUAUUGCAUACACUAAUGUAAAGCAUAUCACCUAGGAACUCCAAAAUUAUUGUCAGCUCAGUUUUGACCAAAAUUGAGUUACUGGGUUUUGCCUUUGGACAGGAGACUUGAUGGAGGCCAAUGGUUCUUUAGGGUUUUAUCAUGAUUAUAAUUAUUUGGUUUGUUACAAACUUAUUUUAGUUAAUAUUUGCACAGCUAAUAAAGGUUUCAUGACGGCAAGACUGUGUCUAUUCGUGCAUUUGAAAUUAAUCUCUAUGGGCCUGCGCUGACACUGAGCAUCUAAACGUUUACUUGAGCCAAUCAAUCAAUCAAAGUUUAUUUAUAAAGCCCUUAAUCACAAGUGUCUCAAAGGGCUGCACAAGCCAACGAUUAAAUAUAUUAUGUCGCUUUACUGCGGUCUUCUUGACUGUAGAUCAGAGGUCCCCAAACUUUUUGGAGCUGCGGACCAGUCAACGCUUGAAAAUUUGUCCGACGGACCGGGGGUUAUUUAUCUGUUUUUUUCAUAAAGAAAUACAAUCAUGUGUGCUUACGGACUGUAUCCCUGCAGACUGUAUUGAUUUAUAUUGAUAUAUAGUAUAUAUAUUGUGUUUUUUAUGUUGAUUUAAUGAUUUAAAAAAAAAAUAUAUAUAUAUAUUUGUUGUGCGGACUGGUACCAGGCCGCGGCCCGGUGGUUGGGGACCACUGGUGUAGAUUAAUUCAGGUUGAUCUGAUUAUGGGCCCGCACUUACUCCAAGCAGUUAUGCUUUGGUCUAAUCACUUCUAUACUGCAAUUUCUCCGACUUUGUAUAUUAUUUCUAGUAUUGAGUCUUGCGAUUACACUGAGCAUUCAUGAUCUGGCCCAUUUACUUUCAUUCUGCUGUUGUACUGCAAUUUCUCUGACAUUGUGGAUUUUUUCGACUAAAUAGUUUGAGUUGUUUUGAUUAAGGGCCUAAAUUGCAUUGUGCAUUCAUGCUUUGGCUCAUUAUCUUGUUCGAUCACUGCUACUCUGUUGAUUUACGGCAAUUUCCCUGAUUUUGUAGAUUAUUUCUAGUAUUAUUUUGAGUCAUCCUGAUUACGGGCCUGUGCAUAACCUGAGUUUCCACGCCGGCCAGUUUCUCAUCACUUCUAUUCUGCUGUUUUACUGCAACUUCUUUGACUCUAUGGAUUAUGUCUCGUAUUGUUUUUGGUUCUUAUAAAUAUGGGCCUGCACUUACACCAAGCAUUUAUGCUUCGGUCGUAUCUUGUCCCAUUAAUUCUAUUUUGUUGUUUUACUGCAAUUUAUGCGACUCUAGGGAUUAUGUCUCGUAUUAUUUUUGGUUGUUAUAGAUAUGGGCAGGUGGCAACUUGUCCAGGGUGUACACCAACCUUCCGCCCGAUUGUAGCUGAGAUAGGCACCAGCGCCCCCCGCGACCCCAAAGGGAAUAAGCGGUAGAAAAUGGAUGGAUGGAUCGAUAAAUAUGGGCCUGCACUUACACCAAGCAUUUCUGCUUUGGUCCUAUCUGGUCCCAUCACUUCUAUUUUGUUGCUUUGUGGAAAUUUCACUCUUUGUAGAUUAAUUAUAAUAUUCUAAAUCACCCUGAUUAUGGGCCUAAGCUUUCACUAACCAUUCAUGAUCUUGCUUAUUACUUUAAUCCUGCUGUUUUAUUGCAACAUCUCUGACUUUGUGUUUUAUUUCCAGGAAUUGUUUUAGUUGUUUUGAUUAAGGUUCUGCAUUGGUAUUGUGCAUUCAUGCUUUGGCUCAUUACCUUGUCGCAUUACUUCCCCUCUGAUGUUAUAUAGCAAUUUCUGUAAAUUUGUAGAUCAUUUUCUUUUUUUCUGAUUGUGGGCCUGCUGUUUUAGUUAACAUUCAUACUUUGUCCCAUUCACACGCUGAAUACCUUUUAUUUUGUGGUUUUAUUGCAAUUUUUCCGACUUUGUAGAUUUAGUACUUAUUAUUUUGAUCCGUCAUGAUUGUGGACCUGCCCGUUUGCCUUUCCAAAUACAGUUGUGAUCAAAAUUAUUCAACCCCCACACAAUUUUGGUGUUUUAGCAAGUUGGACAUUUAUUCCGUAUUUUGUUUAUAGUCAUAUCAAAUAAAGAUGCAUUAAAUAGACGAAUGCAACAUGAGUUACAACAUUAUAUUUUGUAACAUACCAAACAGUGUUAUUUCUCUUAAUAUCUAAUUGACAAAAUUAUUCAACCCCUUGAAGAUCAUAACUCUUAAGAACAGAAUUUGAAUUAGGUCUUUUCAAUCGGGUGUUGAAAACACCUGUAGAUGUGAUUAGAACCAUAACGAGCAACAGACUGACGCUCAGCUUCUUGUAGAUUGUCAAUGGUGUAUUUGCAACAUGGUGAAGUCCAGGGAGUGGUCAAAGAAGUCAAGAGAGGAGGUAAUUUCGCUUCAUAAGAAAGGAUAUGGAUAUAAGAAAAUAGCAAAGACAUUACACAUUCCAAGAGACACAGUUGGGAGUAUAAUUCGCAAGUUUAAAGCUAAAGGCACAGUGGAAACACUACCUGGGCGUGGUAGAAAGAGGAUGCUGUGUGCAACUACUGUCCGGUAUUUGAAGCGUACAGUGGUGAAAAACCCCCGGGUAACAGCUGAGGAACUACAACAGGACAUUGCAGAGGGGGGAACGCAGGUUUCGUCCCAGACAAUAAGGCGCGCACUACGAGAUGAAGGCCUCCAUGCCAGAACUCCCAGGCGCACCCCACUUCUGAUUAGUUUUUAUUAGUUAACCCUGUAGCUAUUGUUUUUAUAGUAUUGUUGUGAAUUAUUCUUAUUAUGGGCCUGAGUUUACACUGAGAAUAGGUCGGUUGACCCAUUACUUCCAUUCUGCUGUUUUAAACCAAUUUCUCUGAUUUUAAAAAAGACAACUACACGGCACUUAUUUCUUAAGACACUUUAUUUUGAAGGAAUGCACCAAUGAAAUGUGGAUUUUCAAAGUACAAAAUUAAAAAUGGAAACAAUUUUUCCGCAGUUGGAUUGAUUGUCAAUGUGAUUUAGGUUUAGUGUCCACCCUUCCGUGGACGCAUAAGUGCGACAACUGUUACAUAGCUACACGUUAACGAGCACAAAACAUGGUAAAUAAGGCUGAACUAGUCAAAGCGUAACAGGGUGAAAAGAACAUGGCAUUUACAUACACAGGUGAAGAAAAAAGGCGAAAAACAAAAAAAAAGUAGCAUUUAAAUGUGAGUUGGAUGAUCCCUGAAAUUGUAUUAGAUUCUAAGAACACUAAAAUAUUUAGUUACCAUCGCUUUAAUUGACUCAUUGAGGAAACAGUUCAGUCAGGUAAAAAUACAUUUUCUGUUACAACAAAGACUCCCCGAUUAAAACUCUGUAGCAAAAUGUCUAAAAAGACCGUUUCUCCCUCUUAAAUUGCACUUAGGUGCUUUAAACCUGAAGCUUAUACUGAGUUCAGCACAAAGACAUACACUACACACUAAAAGUUUGGGGUAUUUGGCUUUUGGGUUUAAUUCCAGAAUGAACCGAAAAUGCACUGUAACUUUUGACGGGUUGGCCUACUUGAACCUUUUCUGAACUUUUAAAUAUACAUUUCAAUUAGAAAUGUUUCACUACAAAACAACUCCAAAAGCUUGCAGCCCAGCCUUCAUGACUACCAUAAGACAGAGCUUAUUUGCGCUGGUGGUUACCACAAGCUGAGCUGGACAUUUUGAUGUUUUUUUAUUUUUGCCUUUUUAUUAUUUCUGUGAAUAUCCCUUAUUUUGUUUCUUUUUUUUGUUUGUUGUCAACAUUUGAUUGUAUGAUUCGUUUAGUUGUGUUUUUUUGGCAACUCACGAUUCAAUUUGAUCCAAUUUCGAUUCUUGUGGUGACAAUUCGAUUCAGAAUCCAUCUCCAAAUCAACAAAAAUGUACUAUUUGGCAUAAUAUUUAUAAUGAAACCUUUUCAAAAACAGGUUACAAAACCUCCUUUUGAGGGCUGAUGUGUGACGUAUACACACAGCGAGUAAGCAAAGAGUUAAAAGUAGAUGAGCAAAAAAGAAGUGAAAAGAUUAAUUGAUUUUGAAUCAGGGAAAAAAAAGAGUUGUGAUUCGGAUGUUUUUGAGCACCCCGACUAUUUAUAGCCUUGACUGUACUUACUGUGAUUUUAAUUCUAUUUUUGUUUACCUUUCUGUUCUUAAUUUGUAGAACACUCUCGGGCUGUUCUUAGAAAUUGUGCUAUACAAAUAAAUAAACCUUGACCUUGCAUUUUUUUUGUAACACUUCACCUUCUCAGGUAAAUACGUAAAACCAGGGGUGUCUAAAGGGGCCAUUUGGGAGCUGCAGCUUGGUUUUAUUGGCCUUUGAUACACUGAAGAAAUGAAAUGAAUACCAAUUUGACCCCAAAAAAUUAAUAAAAGGAAUAAUGUAAUGAGAAGAUAGCUAAACUGUAUGUGCAACUCUUUUUUAGCAUUAAAAACAUAUAUGCGCAUGCGGUGUGGCCAAAUAUGCAUUGGAUAAUGACGUCCUUUCAACACACACAGAAACAAAACCCAGCAUUUUGCUUUUCCAGUGUCUGCUGAGAUUAAUUCUGGCCCUAAAUUUAAAAUUGCUCACCUGUAAAAGGUUAUGUUGAAUUUAAGGUUCAUCCUGAAGUUUUACCCGAAAGCAGACUAUCCCUAAUUGCGUAGUGUAUACAUUUUAAAUCUAUCUUCCAUUUGCCUUCAACAAUGAAUUAGCAUCGAGCCUUAAGGUUGCUAAAAAGCUGCCACUACAGAUAAAAUAAGGCAUUUUAUCACGGUUCAGUUCAAGUAUUAGCCUUCUCACACCAACAUUAUAAUGUUAUUAUGUGUUUGAGAUGUACAGUAACGUUAAGUCCCUUCAUGAAUACUGUGGGGAUUGCAGGCUCAAUUCCUAUAACAAUUCCCAACAUCCUUAUUAUCAAGAUCAACAAACACAGCACAUACUCAGAUUAAAUAUAAGGCUUUGAUCUAAUUGUUACUUAGUAGACGUUCUACAGGCUAAUAUGCAAAUUUCAUAUGCUAAUCUCACUAAGCUAAACUAUAAUCAUAUUUCGGCAUUUUAGGGUUACACUGAAAAGAAAUACAAAUGAUAUACUUGCUACUAGAUUAAAGUCGUUUUUGAAUCAAGUCUUAACUCCAGGAAAUGAAGUUGCAAUGCACACAAGAUAAAUCGUAACGAUAUAAAAAGUUGUACUAAUUCAAGAACAAGGUGGUAAUUUUUAGCAAAAAUAAAGUUGA
This is a messenger RNA of Nerophis ophidion (straightnose pipefish), 6413 nucleotides long. RefSeq names its product ly6 domain containing, pigment cell (gene lypc). The coding region runs from base 129 to 503 and encodes 124 amino acids. Lineage: Eukaryota; Metazoa; Chordata; Actinopteri; Syngnathiformes; Syngnathidae. The transcript is spliced from 3 exons. The record is from RefSeq and is a predicted model, not a curated record.